AUAAACGUCUAGAAAGAUUGUUAGCCUACCUGACAGGUUCGCUAGCUUAUGUGUUGUUGCUAAGUUACGUACGAAUUAAGGUCUGGCUCAAAUAACGUUAGCUUAGUGGCUAAAAGGGCUUAAAGCCCUUGUAACGUGCCGUAAUUUUUUAUUUAUUAUUAAGAUUAUAGUGCGAUGUGUUGUCUCUAUUUUUGGCAUUAUUUUUCUGACGAUCUUCGGCCGCGUGUCGCACCAGUAGGAAGGCGCCUACUGACGGAGGGCAGGACGGGACUCUCCGGGCGGCGGGCUGGUCUGUGGAGGAGCAGCGGGCCGCCAUGGACAGGACGGCCGUGGUAAAGGUCGGAGCCGCGGCCAGUGCCAGCGUCUGUGCUCUGUUCGGCGGAGUGGUUCUGGCGCAGUACAUCGUCGCCAAGAAGAAGCGAGCGGGCAAGAAAACCAGGAUCAUUGAGAUGAUGCCUCAGUUUGAGAAGAACACGGUCCACAUGAGGGACCCCGAGAGGGUGGAGCAGAUCAUCUGCGGUCUCAUCAAGGGAGGAGCUUCCAAACUACAGAUCAUCACAGACUUCGACAUGACGUUAAGCAAGUUCGCCGUCAACGGCAAACGCUGUCCAACAUGUCACAAUAUCGUUGAUAACUGCAAGUUGGUAACAGAAGAGUGCAGGCAGAAGCUGCUGCAGCUGAAGAAUAAAUAUUAUCCCAUUGAGAUCGACCCGAACCUCACAAUGGAGGAGAAAUACCCAUUCAUGGUGGAGUGGUAUUUCAAGUCCCACACACUACUUGUGGAGCAGCGGAUAGAGAAAGACAAACUGCCAGAGGUGGUGAGAGAGUCUGACGCGGCACUCAGGGAAGGAUUUGAGCAGUUCUUCGACCGCCUGCAGCAGCACAGCGUGCCUGUCUUCAUCUUCUCUGCCGGCCUGGGCGACGUCCUGGAAGAAAUCAUCCACCAGGCCGGAGUCUACCACCCCAACGUCAAAGUGGUCUCCAACUUCAUGGACUUCGACGAUAACGGUGUCUUGAGGGGUUUCAAAGGCGAGCUGAUCCACGUGUACAAUAAACACGACGGCGCCCUGCGGAACACAGAGUACUUCAAACAGCUGAAGGAAUACUGCAAUAUCAUCCUAAUGGGGGACUCGCUGGGGGACCUCAGCAUGGCCGACGGUGUACCCAACGUGGAGAACAUCCUCAAGAUCGGCUUCCUCAACGACAAGGUGGAAGAGCGAUUGGACAAAUAUCUGGACUCUUAUGACAUCGUCCUGGUGAAGGACGAGACCCUGGAAGUGCCCAAUGCCAUCCUCCAGAAGGUUCUAUAACUCCACCCCCAAGUUCACCACCCACCCGGUCCACGCCCCUCCUCCAAUCUCCUCCCACAGCCUCUGGCCUGUCAGGCUUUUAACACCGACCUAAACCUUUUGUCGCAGGUCCAGACUUGUUACUAUUGAACCCCUCCACUCACUCUGGACCCCCCCCCCAUAGAAGCCUUUUAAAAGACAUUUUUCAUCUCCUGAAUGAACUGUUUUUAAAAACCCACACAGCAGCAUCAGCCUGUCUCUAGUGUGUUUUGUCUGUUCGAAUCAGUUCUGAUGUUCUGUCUCAGUCAUCGUAUUAUAAAAGAGGAACCAAAAGUGAGUUUUUAAAAAAA
Xiphias gladius (swordfish) is the source of this 1639-nucleotide messenger RNA. It is a transcript of the gene nt5c3a, whose product is annotated as 5'-nucleotidase, cytosolic IIIA. The coding region runs from base 315 to 1310 and encodes 331 amino acids. The transcript has 9 exons. Gene Ontology annotation, molecular function: magnesium ion binding; 5'-nucleotidase activity. Gene Ontology annotation, cellular component: cytoplasm. The record is from RefSeq and is a predicted model, not a curated record. Lineage: Eukaryota; Metazoa; Chordata; Actinopteri; Istiophoriformes; Xiphiidae.